AUGGUAUCGUACAUGUUGCUAGUAAUAUUGCCAGCAGUACUGGCAGCAGCUGGUGCAUCCGGUUGGUGGGAUGACGGCUGGCAUGACUCGUGGCAUCCGGUUGAUCAUUCGCUUCAUUAUGGGCAUCAUGGAUUAUUCAGUCACCCCCAUCACGGACACUUUGGACUGUUCCACGGAGUUGGCCAUCACUACAUACAUCAUUAUCCGUGGGACAGCUGGCAGUGGGGUUGGCACUGA
This is a messenger RNA of Gongylonema pulchrum, 237 nucleotides long. The record is from the annotation of a GenBank genome assembly. NCBI's taxonomy places the organism in Eukaryota, Metazoa, Nematoda, Chromadorea, Rhabditida, Gongylonematidae.